AUGUGCUCCAAGUGUUAUCGAGAUCACGUUCUCAAUUCGUCGCAAGCCGAAGAAGCUUCGUCAGCUUUAUCAGCACCGUCUAGCAGUUCGACAAAGCCUGCAGAGGCUAUGGAGGCUGACAAGCAUGAUUGCUCCUUUGACUACAAGGCUGCUGGUCGUGAGGCUAUUGCGAAGGCCAGCCCAGUGAUCAAGGCCGACAAGAUAGACCACCUGCUUCCAGUCGCUGGGCUUACGACUACGAUAUCAUGUCUAGCGUCUGGAAUGUUGAUACUGAACCAUCUUCGCUCUUACACAAAGCCAGAUGAGCAAAAGUGGAUAGUAGCAUGCGUCUUCAUGCCUCCCCUCUACUCCCUCACUGCGUAUGUUUCUCUGCAUGAGCCGCACUGGCGCUUGCUCUUACUCCUGGUCCGGGAGUGCUAUGAGUCAGCUGCGAUUUAUUCCUUCGCCAUGUUCCUAAUUUCUUGCCUGGGUGGUCAAGAGCGUACCAUCUGGAAGCUGUCAAGAAGCACUUACCAGCCCUUUGCUCGAUCCUCAAACCCCCCUCGCAGUCGUCGCGCACAUCCAAAUCCACCCAUUCAAAACUCCUCCCAUACAGCAGUCUCACCACUCCCUGCAAACCCUCUACCACCGGAUCACACCACGCAGAAAGCCAUCUUCACUCCGUCAAUCUUUUCGGCUUGGCAACAAACCGCCUUCUCAGAUUCCUCCAGGUCUGUGGGUCCCUCGGUCACACGCAAGGCAAGACCGAAGAGGUUUAUUCAAGAGUGCAUCCUUGAAGAGCCGCUACUGGAAGAGGAUGCUGAAGCUGAGGAGCCGUCCUCUUUAUCCUCGCCUACUACUGACCGUCAGCCUGAAUCCUUGACUGGGGAGAGUUUUACUGUGCAGCAUUGGUUAAGGGAUGCUGAAAUCAAGGGUGUUUACAGUCAGGAGGAAGGGCAUGAUGACGGCAAAUGGAGCAGAUUCUUGAGAGGAAUGGCAGGGAGUGGGCGUUGGGUGAGGAGGAGGGAGGAGGAACGCAGGGGGGCAGGAGGACAGAGGUGGGAAGGCGUGUUGGAACAAGGAGCGGAAUACGGUGGUGAUGUUAGUGGUGGCAGUGGCGAGGGUAGCAGUGGUGGCAGUGGUGCUAGCAGUGGUGGCAGUGGUGGCAGCAGUACAGGUAAUGUUGCUGGUGGCAGUAGGGGGCGGGGUGGUGCUGAUGUUUGGGCUCGUGCCGGUUCCAGUGGUUCAACUGCAGCAGCAUCAGCAGCAACAACAACAGGCCCAAUCAGAAUGCAUGUACCCUCCCAUUCUGAAAGGAUUUUUUCCAGGCAGAAAACAGACACUCUUAGUGCCAGGCACCAGAAACCCCUUCCAUACCGCACAGCACCACCCUCUCACUCCGCCUCUGAGUCGACGUGGCCAAGGGAAGGGGUAGCUGGCGGAGCAGUGAGACAGCAAACACCACAGUAUGCAGACAGCGAGGCCUGCACACGCGAGGAUGAGGGCUAUUGGUCUUCCACUGACGCAGAUCUUGAGUCGGGGCAGGGCGAGGGCGUGGGUGCGGGGUGCUGGGAGUCUGUGCGGCAGGAGGGCAUUCUGGGAGAGCUGGGGUCGUCAGGAUAUGACUGGAGAAGUGGUUCUGCUGCAGGUGGUGAUGAAGAAAGGGCAGGAGAAGCAGGACGGCGAUCAGGAGGGCGGGGAGGAGGAGGAACAGCAGCAGCAGCAGCAGCAGCAGCUGCAUCCGCUGCUGCAGCACCACGUCCACCACCAGGAGUGGGAGUGGCAGCAGCGGUAGCAGUGUCAUCUGGAGCAGCAGUGUAUGUGCACCCUGUGCCGCUGCGAUGGUUGCUACCGGAAUGGGUGCACGGGCAGCAGCUGUUUCAGGAGUGCAAGUUCGGCAUAGUGCUGUAUAUGGUGAUCAAGCCAGCAUGUGCCCUGCUGCAGGUCGUGUUUGGCCCGCUUGGACUCUACGAAGAGGGGGACUUCAGCCCAUACUCGCUCUACCCAUACGCAACGCUGCUGAUAAACCUCAGUCAGAUGUAUGCUCUCUACUGCAUAGUGGUGUUCUACCACGCCAUUGGCCACUACCUGGCGCACAUCCGCCCCUUGGGCAAGUUCCUCGCCAUCAAGGGCGUCAUCUUCGUCACCUACUGGCAGUCUGUCCUCAUUGCUGUGGUGGUCUUGUUCCUGGGGUUGGCUUCUGGGGGUGCGAGCCCGCUGCAUGGCUUGGACUGGCAGGAUGCGGUGCAGGACUGGCUUAUCUGCGUGGAGAUGGCAGCAGCAGCGCUGGCCAACCACUGGACCUUCCCAGUCUCGCCCUACACACGCUCCCGCCUCGCUCCUGCACGCAUGCAGCGCCUGCCAGCUGGCGUCGUGGCAGUGCUCGCUGACAUGGCGGACCCGUCCGCCCCGCUGGACCCUGAAGAGAUCCUGGCGAGCGAGGUGAUUGGCCGAAGCCUGUUCACGGGCAGCACAACUACUGCUGGUGCUGCUGUUGUUGAUAGUGAAACUGCUGCUGCUACUGUGGCUUCUGGAGGUCUUGGUAGUGGUGGUGCUGGCGGGUUUCGAGUAGCGGGGAUGGGAGGGGAAGGAGGGGCCUCAGGAGGAGGGAGAAUAGGAGAUGGGAGGGACAGAAGAGGGGGUGGAAUGGGGGCUGGAGGAGAUGCUGAUGGGAGAGGAGGCAGUGGAGUAGAAGUAGAAUGGAAUGCAGGAGGCAGUGGGGGAUUGGCCGGUGCUCUAGCUGCAGCGUCACGCGUUGUUGGAGCGCCGUUUCGGAGAGACAGGCGAGAGGAUGCAUGGGAAUACGCGUCUGACUACUUGGGAAGGAGGGACAUGGAGGUUUCUGAGAAGAUUCAUGAUGUCUUUGUCGGCGGUGGCACUGAUGCGUUUCAGGACAUGCAGGCAGCAGUGCAGCGGGGCAUGCAGCCCAUAUCCGCCGCAGUGGAGCCGCUCACAGCAGCGGUACAGCCCUUCUCUGCUGCUGUCACCAGCGCCCACCAGCAGGUCGCCUCCACGUGGCACCAGCUGCAGGCGUCCCUCCCUGCCCUCCCUGCUGCCUUCCUCCCUGCGGUUGCCAACUCUAGAGGGAAUGUGAGGGAUGGAGGUGUGGUGGAGAGGAGUGGGCGUGUGCGGGGGAGAGGGGGUGGAGGAGGUGGUGGGUGUGGGGCGGAUGGCAAGAGGUGGUCGGAAGAUGAUAUAGGGAUUGUGUUUCACGGCAGGGGAGGGGAGGGAGGGGCGGUAGUGGGAAUUGAGGCUCAAACGAUCGCGGGAAAUGGUGGGAGAAGGGCGCUUGGUGCAAGGGUGAUGCGGAAUGAUGGAGGCUGGGUGAAGGCAAGGCAUGGGGAGGACUGGAAGCAUGGGCCAACAGGAGGCGGCGGUCAUGAAACGAUCAAAAUAUGUGCUUUAGAUGCGAAUUCAACAGUCCUUCGUGUUGGAGUGGGAUGUGAUAGGCGUACAGAUAGGCCCGUCCGACGUAGUCGCAGCAACGAAAGUGUUGCAGGGGAGGCCCUGUAUUCUUUGUCGUAA
Molecule: messenger RNA, 3504 nt
Organism: Closterium sp. Naga37s-1
Lineage: Eukaryota; Viridiplantae; Streptophyta; Zygnematophyceae; Desmidiales; Closteriaceae
Source: the annotation of a GenBank genome assembly